This is a messenger RNA of Acaulospora colombiana, 803 nucleotides long. The record is from the annotation of a GenBank genome assembly. NCBI's taxonomy places the organism in Eukaryota, Fungi, Glomeromycota, Glomeromycetes, Diversisporales, Acaulosporaceae.
CGUUUGCCGAAUGUCGUCUGUCUAGCGUUGAGUUGAAUGUCGUCAUGAAGCAUCGAGACCUACCAAAUUGUAAAGCCAGAGUCAAGCAUCGAAAGACCUCUGAUGAAAGUGAAAACUCACUUGACGAGGGGACAUUUAAAGACACAGACCGUCCAGCUUUGUUCGGAACAAGAGCUUCAUCGCCCGCCCGCGCUUUAUCAGGAAGAGACAAGAGAACUGAAAAAUAUGAGCACAUGGAUAUCGCCGCAUGUUUGAACCUUACGGAUAUCCUGCAGCCUCUUCGUAAACUUCUCUUGAGCAAGAAUGAAAAGACGAAAAAGGCUACAGUCAAGCUCCUAGUGUUGUGCGCCGAUCAAAAUGAAAUAUAUCCCUACAUACUCGACGCGAACACACCUGCUAUGCUGGAGAACAUUCGCACAUUUAACAGCUGGGAUGUCCGUAAAGAAUACAUACAUCUGCUCUCCGCCUCUCUUGAUCAUGCUCAACUUUGCGAGAUUGUAUUCACCGACGAUGCCAUUGCAUACUUUAGACAGAAGGUUGACGAAAAACCUGUCAUGGAGCUCUUGAAACGCGCAGUCAAGAUCGGCUACCGAACUGAGGACCAAGAAAGGAAUAUAAGACCGUUACUCGAGCUUGCCCUCGACUAUGGUAAGGACAUCUAUAUUCGAGACAUAAGUUUUAAAUGGCUUUUAGCGGAAAUCAGACGCAGGAUGUUUUUGGAGGAUGACUUGGAUUUGGCAAACAAGUGGACACAAAGUGACGACAAGCCUAGACGCGAGGCUCGAUGGACAUUAGCACUCGCA